AUGAACAGCAUCGAAACCCUGUUAGAAGCCGCCGAAUACAUAGCCAGAAGGGAAAGAGAGGCUGAGCACGGAUACGCGUCCACUUUGAGGUUUCCCGAUGACCUCAGCAGGGGGGUUUGCAGGAGGCCGAAGUCGAAAAAGUCGCAAGGAAACAGGACGUCGCAUAACGAAUUGGAGAAAAAUAGUUCAGCUGGUGCAUUUCGAUUAGGACAAGGCAAGGCCGAACGUUUCGCUUGGCAACAGGGGCAACAGUUGUUGCAGUAA
Molecule: messenger RNA, 264 nt
Organism: Phaedon cochleariae (mustard beetle)
Lineage: Eukaryota; Metazoa; Arthropoda; Insecta; Coleoptera; Chrysomelidae
Source: the annotation of a GenBank genome assembly